AUGAAAGGCGAUACACUUCGAUACAUUGCUCUAAAACUCAACCUUACGAUGGAGGCUCUCCAAUCCACUGCUCAGAGUGAAAAUAUGGAUGCGGAGAUUGAAGCCGGCCAGUUUGUUAAGCUUCCGCAAUGCAGUCCGAGUACUUGCUCUUUCCACCCGAUCACAUUUACCUACGGGACUUACAAGGAUAUUGCGGACAAAGUGGGUACGACGGUUGGUCAGAUUAUGGCCGUUAACCCUACGUAUAAUUAUACCUCUGUUGCUAAGGGGGAGGGCGCUGUCAUUACUGUGCCGGGUAGCUGUGAAUAUACGGGAUCAAAUAUCACAGUGAUUUCUUGA
Penicillium pulvis is the source of this 339-nucleotide messenger RNA. RefSeq lists its product as uncharacterized. The coding region runs from base 1 to 339 and encodes 112 amino acids. NCBI's taxonomy places the organism in Eukaryota, Fungi, Ascomycota, Eurotiomycetes, Eurotiales, Aspergillaceae. The record is from RefSeq and is a predicted model, not a curated record. The transcript has a single exon.